GGUCGUAGCUAGUGAGUUAGAGUUGUAGUGUAGAAUGAGUUGAGUGAUGUGAGGGUGUAGUGAGACGACCUUCAUCUAGACCUUGUGAUUGUGAUUGUGUUGAUAACAAACUGAUAAGCUGUGGUCCUCUUGGGUCCCGUCAUCGUCGGCAGGUGCGUGUAUGCUGGAGCGUCGUCCAGGGCUUGUGUUGCAGUUGCUUUUAUCAGGCGCCUCAUACAGGGACACCGUCUUCCUCAGCCAAGGUAGCAACAUGAUCGGUGCAAUGCCCGCGGUCGCCGUGCGCCACGAGAGACGGCGCCAGGAGAAGAGAACCAAGCGACCGAGUCUGUUGUACCUACAGUCUCCGCCAAGCCGCUCCCCCACACCCAGCCCCCUGCAAAGCCCCCCGUCCGUACCCUGCAGUGAGCCCCCGCCAGAGAUAUAUGUCUGUGGCAAGGUCUCUGUGCUUCACAUCGUCGUAGUCUCAUUGCUCCUGGCUGCUGUGCUGCUGAUAGUUGGCCUGGUGCAGCUCAAGCCCGGUGCAGACGCCUCGCAGCACCGCUUCCUGCUGCUAGGUUCCGGCGCAUUCCUACUGCUGUUCGGCAUCGUGCUGGCCAUGGUGCGGUGCUGCGUGCUACCUUGGGCCAUCAAACGCCGCCACAGACGUCGGAUCAGAAAAGGAGUGUCGGGGCUGGAAGCAGGUAAGCAGCCCAGAUCCAGUCUGGAUGUUGUACCUCACGACACACCCCAGACCCCCGGACCUCAAACACCCGGACCUCAGACACCCGGACCUCAGACACCCGGACCACAGACACCUGGACCACGCAGCAACAGAGGGAGUGUUCCCAACGACCAUCACCAACAGACUGUCUAGAGGUGUCUGUACAAGCUGCUCUGCUCUCUGCUUGCCAAUGUCCACUGCAGACAAGUUCCUUUUAGUGUUUUGUACUGACAUUCGUUGUUCGUCCGGACCCGCUCAAAUUGAUCAGCUGAUUCACCGACACAACUGGAUACAAAUUGUGAAAUACUACUGUUUGAAUAUGGGGUUUGGCUAUGAAUUUACCACAUCGACAAAGUUCUGUAGCAAGAGUAUCAGUUAAAGUCUGAAACUGUUUGUAAUUUUAAAACUUGGGGUCCAAAGCAAACGUACACAGGUUUUUCUACUGUUCAAAUGGUGAUUUUGACCUAAUACUUCCGAUAAACAUAGAGGACAAAGAAACAAGCUUAAACAGGCACCUUUAAAAUAUUCAGUUUUAAUAUAAUCAUAAUUUUCGAAACUGGGUGAACCCUAAUUGUUGUACUUUUUAAAAUAUUGAACAUUUCUGAAAUGGUAAAAAUAUAACAAAUGAAAAUGUCUAGAUACAUCCCACAAAUGAACACUUGCUUGCCACAGUUUACAUGUACUUCACAAUUUGUAUUACAUUUGCAUCAAACUUAUUGAAUAUAGCUUGUAAUGAAUGAUAAUUUACAAGAGUUUAUGUUUCUUGUCAGGUUUUAUAUAUAUUUUAAACGACAUUUAUAAUGGAUGGGAAUUCAAUUGUAAGACUAUUUGGGUUUUACAAUAUGCCUAUGGUUUAAAUAGUAUAAAAUUCACAUGUUAACUGGGUAACAAUGCCUAAACUGGGUAUUACUUGUAAACUAACUUCGAUCAGGUCACAUGUGUAAAUUCCAUUUUGUCAAACAACUGAUGAGGCACACAACAAAUUUACCUUAAUGUUCUACUUAUGUGACACAGUAUUAUUUGAGAUUGAUUCAAGAAGACAUCAAAUGCUGGGUCACAAUAUCAGUUUAUGGCCAACUAGUUACUUCUGAAAAACGUAUAUACACAGAUUAUUAUUUGUAAAAUAAAAUAGUUAAAUAGGUACUUAAAAUACAAAGAAAAGUAAUCUUUAAAGAAAAAUAUUUGGUUUGGUGCAAAACAUGAAUAGCUUAUCGCCAAGCUUGCUUAUACUGCAGCACAAAUAACGAGUAUUUAUCUUUGGAGAAGAUACAUUUUAGAUUCCAAGUUUUGAUUUUCUUUCAACAAUAGUUGUAUACAAGGCAUAGUUUAUAUGAGUCUGCAUUGUCAAACCAUGUGAAUUAUCUAAUCACAAUUUGUUUGUUAUGGUUUCCAGUAGAAUUAAGAAUGGAAAUACUUGAUAUGUGAUUUUUUACAUAUUAUAAAUUAUUUUCCACUACACAGUUUUCAUGGCUCACAAUACAGAAUUGCUUUACAAUGUGUAUUGUUCCCACUUGUUAUU
Molecule: messenger RNA, 2219 nt
Organism: Macrosteles quadrilineatus (aster leafhopper)
Lineage: Eukaryota; Metazoa; Arthropoda; Insecta; Hemiptera; Cicadellidae
Exons: 5
Coding region: 161-853 (230 amino acids)
Source: RefSeq, a predicted model, not a curated record